This is a messenger RNA of Blepharisma stoltei, 2465 nucleotides long. NCBI's taxonomy places the organism in Eukaryota, Ciliophora, Heterotrichea, Heterotrichida, Blepharismidae. The record is from the annotation of a GenBank genome assembly.
AUGGAAACUUAUGAAGACCUGUAUACACAUGAUGUAACAAUUGGGUGAAGUUAAAUAAAGUAGACUAUGCUUUUUUCAACCCCCUAACAAAACCUAUAAAAUUGAUCAUAAUUUUCAAAAUGUUUUUAGUAUGAAAAAAGCACUUUUGGAUUUUUAAGCAGGGCAAAAAAAGUAAACGAUUUUAAAACAGAAAAAAUAGAGGAAAAAAUACAAAUAAAAAUCUAUAAUCUAUUAAGACUAACUCCCCCCUCCGUGAGUGAAACAAAAAAAUUUUGUUCACUCACGGAGGGGGGUUAAUUUUUUUGUUUUAAAACAAUUUAUAUAUAAAUUUAUAAAAAAUAUUUUUUUUCGAAAUUUAAAAAAAUCCUAAUUCGCAAGUAUUGGAAAGCAAAUAUUAAUUUAAUUUAUAAAAUUUAUGUUUUAAAAAGCAAUUCGUUUAAAAUUAAACAGAAUUAGCUCUAUAUUUCAUUAUAGUAAUUAUCAUUUAUAUAUCAAAACUUUUUUCCAUAAAAAAUUUUUGUUCACUCACGGAGGGUGGGUUUUUGGGCAAAAAAUAGGGAUUUUUCUAAUGGUUUUGUUCACUCACGGAGGGGGGGGGAGUAAGCACAUUUAAGCAGAGAAAGCUUAAGACGGGAUUAUAUAAUAAACAUUAUGGCAAACAAUAUCACCUAAAUGAAUGUAAGAAUAUGCACAAUUAUAAAUUUUUGUCUUUUAAAAUAGCAGGGAAAAAGUACACUGAUUAGUUGAACAUAAAAGGCUGAUAAUCACAGAUAAUUCUGUUAGAAAGCUAAAUAUAUUAUAUUAAAUAGAAAAUCAAAGCUAUAAAGAAAUACAAAGGUGAUUAUGAAAUAAAUUAGUGAAAAUAAAUGAAUAAAAAUAUACUAUUUUUUAUAUAUACGAAAGGGGAGUGAAAAAAAAAUAAUAAUAAAAUGUUUAAUGGUGCAAAUUCGGUACGAAAAAAGAACAAAAGGGAAGAAAAUUAGAGGAAAAAAAUGCAUUGAUUUUUAUAUGCAAAUAUUAUAUUUAAAUAAAUUUUAAUUAAUUUUAUGCACUUUUGUUUAGGACAAAAGCAUUCGUUCUGGUUGACCAGUACCAUAUUUUAUGAUAUAAAAUAUGAUCCCGCAUUAUCUAAAAGCACAUAUUAAAAAUAGCGCAUUAAUCCUAAGACCGUUGAAAAUAUACCCUCCUUAUAAAUUGGAGUACUCUAAUUAUCUAUACUAAUUUUUAGGAUUACAUUACUACCAAUACAUAAUUACUUAUGUGAUAUCAAUAUUAUGCUAUUAUGAAUAAAAACACUCUAAUUUGUUAUUAGAAUAAUAUGAUAAGCAACGAAUUUAUAUUUUAUUCUUGAAUUAACUCAAUUUUGCAAGCAAUAUGAGCAGGGUCUUCUGAGAUUAAUUUUGACUAAUUCAUGUUUCUCUUUGGUAGUUUCUUCUCAUUAUACUAUAUGCGAGAUUGCUGAUAAUCGAGAAAGGUGAACGAUCUGCCUAAUAGUAUAAUAAAAUAAAUAUGAGUUUAUGAUUGCAAAUCUAAAAGAUAAAUGAAGCAAUUUCUUCAAACUUAUUUGAUUUUUGGCCGUUUUUUAUAAUUUUUCUAAACAUUAAACAAACUUAUCUACUCAGCACUAUAUUUAUAAUACUUUUCUAAAACAGUUGGCUUUUUCUGUACUUUAUUCAACCUCACCCGUAACAAUUCCGUAUCAUGGCAUCCAAAUUGAUGUGCCAAGUUUGCAGUAUAACAUUGCUGCGUUUUCUGGGUCUAAGUCCCAAAAAUCUCAGAUUAGUCCUAAAAAAGUCAUCAAACACUCCCCAUCAAAGGAAAGACUUCAGAAAAUCGCUAGUGAGUAUCAAAUAACCUUCCCUCGUCCUUCAGAAGUUCCUCAACCUUCCCAAAAUACAAUCAAGCCUCCUAUCACUUCUUUUACACCUCCAGCACAAAACACCCGAUUACUCAGUUUAUUUUUAAUGUUUAGCAUAAUUGGGGUAAUAAUUUACUACACCUACUCUGAUAUUCAAAAAAAAAUAAAGAUAAAAUCAAGAGAAAUGGCUCUACAAUUUUUGCUGAGAAAUAUCUUUCCCGGAAAAAUCUUAAAUAAAAAUAGCAAAAAUCCUCUACCAAAAGACCUACUACUACGAGAGAUGGACAUCAAUGUGCAGCAAUGCAUAAAAGAAUACUACGAAAAUGAGUGUCAGCCAGACAAAAGAAUCCCUAUCGCAGAAGAAUUCUGCUUAGAAAAGGAAAAAUGCAUAUCAAAGAACCCAGAGAACGACGUAAUUUUCCUUCAUGUUAGCGCAGAGCUAUUUGGAGAACUUAUUAAUAGAUUCUGUGAAGAAAUGACGCUAAAAACAAUGGCCUUUUUAUUGAUUAUUUUGCUUUUAAUCCUAUACACAUCAAUGAAGUAUCUCAAAGAGCGAAACAAAGUUGUAGCAAAAUACACAAGAAAUCUUAAUCAAAUAAAAAAUUAA